This is a messenger RNA of Monopterus albus (swamp eel), 1584 nucleotides long. RefSeq names its product serine/threonine-protein phosphatase 6 catalytic subunit. Lineage: Eukaryota; Metazoa; Chordata; Actinopteri; Synbranchiformes; Synbranchidae. Gene Ontology annotation, molecular function: protein serine/threonine phosphatase activity. Bases 66 to 983 code for a protein of 305 amino acids. The transcript is spliced from 7 exons. The record is from RefSeq and is a predicted model, not a curated record.
UUCACCCAUAAUGAAACUCCGCUCAAGUGUUGCAGGAAGUUGCGCAUUACGUCUAGCUAGGUACAAUGGCGCCUCUAGAUUUGGACAAAUAUGCGGAGAUUGCGAAACAGUGUAAAUACCUCCCAGAAAAUGACCUUAAGAGGUUAUGUGACUAUGUGUGUGAUCUCUUGCUGGAGGAGUCCAAUGUUCAGCCUGUCUCUACUCCUGUAACAGUAUGUGGGGACAUACAUGGGCAGUUUUAUGAUCUUUGUGAACUCUUCCGAACUGGUGGCCAGGUUCCAGACACAAAUUACAUAUUUAUGGGUGACUUUGUUGACCGGGGGUACUACAGUCUGGAGACUUUCACCUACCUGCUGGUGCUGAAAGCCAAAUGGCCUGACCGCAUCACACUUCUGCGUGGAAACCACGAGAGCAGACAGAUCACACAAGUUUAUGGCUUUUACGAUGAGUGCCAGACCAAGUAUGGGAAUGCAAAUGCGUGGCGUUAUUGCACCAAAGUGUUUGAUAUGCUAACAGUGGCAGCUCUGAUGGACGAGCAGAUCCUGUGUGUCCAUGGAGGCCUCUCCCCAGACAUUAAAACCCUAGAUCAAAUUCGAACCAUUGAGCGGAACCAGGAGAUACCCCACAAAGGAGCAUUUUGUGAUCUGGUGUGGUCAGACCCUGAAGACGUGGACACUUGGGCCAUCAGUCCCAGAGGAGCUGGCUGGCUCUUUGGGGCAAAGGUCACUAAUGAGUUUGUUCACAUCAACAACCUGAAGCUGAUCUGCCGGGCACAUCAGCUUGUCCACGAAGGCUACAAGUUUAUGUUUGACGAGAAGCUGGUCACAGUGUGGUCAGCUCCUAACUACUGUUAUCGCUGUGGCAACAUCGCCUCCAUUAUGGUCUUCAAAGACGCCAACACAAGAGAGCCGAAGCUCUUCAGAGCAGUACCUGACUCAGAAAGAGUCAUUCCACCACGAACAACAACACCUUAUUUCCUGUGAGCCCAUUCAAACUAAAACAAUGCAGCCAUUUGUUCAGUUCACAGAUAGUGACUGGGACAGUGGCAUCGGCACUUGUGUACACAUAUGAAUUUUGUAUAGUGCAUUUAGAGUAUUUCCUGUGCAUAUCUUGGUGCCAGUUGUCAAGUGUUAUUACCACUCUGUGCAUUUGAUGCCAAUUCUUAAAUCACAGUGACACAUUACAGCGAAGUAAGUUGGCAGAUGAAAUGUUUGAGAGGAAGGAUUCAAAUUACACAAAAGUCAACUGACACUUGUAAAAUGUUAAUAUUUAAAUAUCUCCAUUUUGCUUUUGAAUAAAAAUUCAAUUUGCUGAGCAGAUUGCAGAUGCAGUGUUGUUUUUGUUAUGGUAAUCUUAAUCUAUUAAAGCUGGAUGUAAGAUAAAGCACUGAUGUACACUUGCACAACAACUGCAAGUUUCACUGGAGUUGUACACUUGGUGUUAUGUUAUGAAGAUGUAAAUCUAAAUGAUUGUGUUACCUUAAAAAAAUCAUUAUGCAGUUUCCAGAUUUGGAAUCUGCCCUUGUAAUUAUAAUUUUUUUUGUUGUCACCAUAGUUUUUAAAUAAAGAAAUCCAAAAUCGGAAG